Molecule: messenger RNA, 1233 nt
Organism: Akanthomyces muscarius
Lineage: Eukaryota; Fungi; Ascomycota; Sordariomycetes; Hypocreales; Cordycipitaceae
Exons: 1
Coding region: 1-1233 (410 amino acids)
Cellular component (GO): mitochondrial matrix
Molecular function (GO): protein binding
Source: RefSeq, a predicted model, not a curated record
AUGCAACCGCUCUCGCGCCGCGUGCUGUCUCUGCAGCAGCGCCCUGCCUCGAUGGUGGGCGUCUGCCGGUCCUGUCGCCGACGGCUCGCCACGACGGCCUCAUCAGCAGCGCCGCCCAAGCCGCCCGCCUCUGGCCUGGCCGAGCUCUCCUCGCGCCGCGUCCUCGCCGUGGCCGGCGCCGAUGCCACCAAGUUCCUGCAAGGCAUCGUCACGCAAAACGUCGCCACCGUCGGCGGACACGGACGCAACCAACAGACGACGACGCCGGCCUCGCCCCGGACAGAGGGCUUCUACGCCGGCUUCCUCAACGCCACGGGCCGCGUCAUGCACGACACCUUCAUCUACCCGUUCCGCAGCGGCGCCGGCGGCCUGGCCGCUCUCGAAUCCGGCGACGGCUUCCUCGUCGAGGCCGACGCCGCGCAGGCGACCCGUCUCGAAAAGUACAUUAAGCGCUACAAGCUGCGCGCCAAGGUCAGCGUGCGCAGCCUGGCGCCGGACGAGGUGUCUGUCUGGCAGGCCUGGGAUGAUGCCGCUGCUGCUGCCGACGGCGCCGCGCUGAGCCUGCCGAGCAGCACCGCCACCAUGACGCUGCGCGACCCCCGCGCCCCGGCCAUGGGAUACCGCGUGCUGCAGCUCGGCGGCGGCGCGCCGGGCGUCGACGCCGAGCGCGCCGACGAGGACGCCUACACGAUCCGGCGCUACCUGCAGGGCGUGCCCGAGGGCCAGGACGAGCUGCUGCGCGAGCACGCGCUGCCGCUCGAGAGCAACAUGGAGCACAUGCGCGGCAUCGACUUCCACAAGGGCUGCUACGUCGGCCAAGAGCUGACCAUCCGCACCAAGCACCGCGGCGUCGUCCGCAAGCGCGUCCUCCCGUGCGUGCUGUACGACGUCGACAGGCCGGCGCCUGCCACCCUCGCCUACGACCCCGAGGGCCUGGCAUCCUUGUCGGCGGCGGCGGUGCCGGGCGAGACGGGCAUCGGCCGCUUCGAGAAGCGCGGGCGCAGCGCGGGCAAGUGGCUCAAGGGCGUGGGCAACGUCGGCCUCGCGCUGUGCCGGCUGGAGAUUAUGACGGACGUGGUCCUGCCCGGGGAGCAGGCGGCGGCGACGUACAAUCCCGAAGACGAGUUUGUGCUCGAGUGGGGAGGGCAGGAGGACGUCAAGAGCAGUGUCAAGAUCAAGGCAUUUGUGCCCGACUGGCUGCGUGCUGGCAUGGAAGAAGGGCUGAAGAAGUAG